This is a messenger RNA of Funneliformis caledonium, 179 nucleotides long. Lineage: Eukaryota; Fungi; Glomeromycota; Glomeromycetes; Glomerales; Glomeraceae. The record is from the annotation of a GenBank genome assembly.
AGUUUAGGCCUGUGUCAAAUCUUGCGGACUUUGUUAAGGAGUGUAAAGAUAAAAAAUUGAGGUCGUUCUCCUCGUACAAGACUAAGAAAGAGUUGGGUGAGGUGUUGCGCAAGUAUAGGAUCAAUAGUAAUGAUAAAAAAGAUUCCGCUAUUCGUACCAGAGCCUGUGAAAAUCAAUGA